Molecule: messenger RNA, 465 nt
Organism: Aspergillus calidoustus
Lineage: Eukaryota; Fungi; Ascomycota; Eurotiomycetes; Eurotiales; Aspergillaceae
Source: the annotation of a GenBank genome assembly
AUGGUGCCCUGGAGCGGCGUCUUGAAUGGCGCGGUCCUCCUCGCAGCAGGCUGCUUGCUCUCUCGUACAACCACGGCUGCUCCCUUGGGUCUCCGGUUUGAUAACUCUACCAUCUGGCAUGGCUCGCUGGAAGUCAGAGAUACCGACCACGGUCCAUCUUUUUCUUUUCCUGGCGUUGAUCUUCGUGUGGAGCCUCGCGCUGCCAAUUCAUUCACCCUUCGCAUUCUGCCCCUCGGAGCCUCAAUCACCGAGGGCUACAAGUCUAGUGACGGCACUGGAUAUCGAAAGAACCUCCGUGCUCAGCUUCGCCAUGCUGGUUGGAGCGUCAAUAUGGUUGAGAGUGUUGCUAGUGGAGCUAUGUCCGAUAAGAGCCACGAGGGGCACCCUGCGUAUAAGAUCGAGCAGGUCAUGCAGGAAGCAACAAGGAGUGUUGGGUACAAGCCAAACGUUGUAUUGAUCAAGUGA